UUAAAACACUUUUCAUACAUACAUUUCUUUCGUUUAACACAUUACAUCAUUUUUCACAAUGACCACAAACUCAGAGACCGUGUUUCGAUCAAAAUUACCAGACAUUUACAUACCAAAACAUCUUCCGUUGCACGAAUAUUGUUUUGAGAACAUCUCAAGUUUUAGUACUCGCCCGUGUUUAAUUGAUGGCGCAACGGGCCAUGAGUACACUUUUGCUGAUGUGGAGCUGACUUCACGAAAAGUUGGUUCUGCCUUUCACAAACUUGGCAUAACCAAAGGUGACGUGAUCAUGAUUCUGCUACCAAAUUCGCCAGAAUUUGUCUUCUCGUUCCUUGGCGCGUCUUAUAUUGGUGCUAUCUCCACUAUGGCUAACCCGUUUUUCACCUCGGCCGAGAUUAUUAAACAAUUGAAAGCAUCUAGCCCGAAAAUGAUCAUAACCCAAUCAGCCCACGUGGCUAAAGUAAAAGACUACGCUUUAGAGAAAUCAAUACAUAUGGUUUGUAUUGACUCAGCUCCCGAAAAAUGCAUGCACUUUUCAGAGCUGACAUCCGGGGACGAGACUCAGCUCCCUGAAGUCCAGAUAUCCCCGGAUGACGUAGUGGCAUUGCCUUAUUCAUCGGGGACCACUGGACUACCAAAAGGAGUCAUGUUAACACACAAAGGACUAGUUACAAGUGUGGCUCAACAAGUAGAUGGCGAAAACCCGAACUUAUGGAUUCAUAGUGAAGACGUGCUGAUAUGUGUGCUGCCAUUGUUUCAUAUCUACUCGUUGAACUCGAUAUUGUUGUGUGGGCUACGUGCAGGAGCGGCUAUUCUAAUUAUGCAAAAAUUCGAUAUAGUUCCAUUUUUGGAGCUGAUUGAGAAAUACAAGGUGACAAUUGGCCCGUUUGUUCCGCCUAUUGUUUUAGCAAUCGCGAAAAACGAAGAGGUGGUCGAUAACUACGAUUUAUCUUCGAUUAGGACAGUCAUGUCUGGUGCAGCUCCCUUAGGGAAAGAACUUGAAGACACUGUCAGGGCUAAGUUCCCUAAUGCCAAACUUGGACAGGGUUACGGAAUGACAGAGGCCGGACCAGUGCUGGCAAUGUGUUUAGCUUUCGCUAAAGAGCCAUUCGAGAUCAAAUCAGGAGCAUGUGGAACAGUUGUUCGCAAUGCUGAAAUGAAGAUAGUCGAUCCAGACACGGGUGCUUCUCUCCCUAGGAACCAACGUGGCGAGAUCUGUAUUCGCGGUGACCAGAUCAUGAAAGGUUACCUAAAUGAUCCGGAAGCAACUAAGAGAACGAUUGAAGACGGAUGGUUGCACACCGGAGACAUUGGGUACAUUGAUGACGAUGAUGAGCUUUUCAUCGUUGAUAGAUUAAAGGAGUUGAUUAAGUACAAGGGUUUUCAAGUCGCUCCCGCGGAGCUUGAAGCAUUGCUACUUACACAUAAUGACAUAUCGGAUGUUGCUGUUGUCCCAAUGCAAGACGACGGUGCUGGAGAGGUUCCCGUUGCUUUUGUUGUCAAAUCAAACGGAUCGACAGUCACAGAAGCUGAAAUCAAACAAUUUGUUUCAAAGCAGGUGGUUUUCUAUAAGAGAAUUAACCGUGUAUUUUUUGUUGACACAAUUCCUAAAUCACCAUCUGGAAAAAUUCUUCGUAAGGAUUUGAGAGCAAAGUUAGCUGCUGGUGGCCCAAAUUAAGUUGUUUGUGCACACCAACCUGUUUGUAUAUUUAUAUUAUGUGUUCCUAUGUGGAUAAGAAAUGAAUGGAUUGGAUAUGAGUUGCAACGUUUAGUUUGUAAAAGUAUCAUCGUCAAAAGUUGUUGUACCACAUCUAAUCCGAGAAAACAAGUACCUAACUUCCAAGUUGAAGAAAGUAUUUUGUCUAUUUUACUUCAA
Molecule: messenger RNA, 1876 nt
Organism: Erigeron canadensis
Lineage: Eukaryota; Viridiplantae; Streptophyta; Magnoliopsida; Asterales; Asteraceae
Product: 4-coumarate--CoA ligase 2-like
Exons: 5
Coding region: 59-1678 (539 amino acids)
Molecular function (GO): CoA-ligase activity
Source: RefSeq, a predicted model, not a curated record